Messenger RNA from Sorex araneus (European shrew), 2419 nucleotides. It is a transcript of the gene MAS1, whose product is annotated as MAS1 proto-oncogene, G protein-coupled receptor. The coding region runs from base 1 to 975 and encodes 324 amino acids. Gene Ontology annotation, cellular component: membrane. Gene Ontology annotation, biological process: G protein-coupled receptor signaling pathway. The record is from RefSeq and is a predicted model, not a curated record. The transcript has a single exon. NCBI's taxonomy places the organism in Eukaryota, Metazoa, Chordata, Mammalia, Eulipotyphla, Soricidae. Gene Ontology annotation, molecular function: angiotensin receptor activity.
AUGGAGGACGCAAAUGUGACGUCAUACCCUGGAGGGGAGCCCCUCAAUGCUUCCAGCGGCAGGAAUGGGUCCCAGGGCGGCCUCCACUGGGAAAUCCCGAUUGUGCACGGAGUGAUCCUCGGCGUCUCCCCAUUGGGAUUUGUGGAAAACGGGGUCCUCCUCUGGUUCCUCUGCUUCCGGAUGAGAAGGAACCCCUUCACGGUCUACAUCACGCACCUGUCCGUUGUGGACAUCUCCCUGCUCUUCUGCAUCUUUGUUCUGUCGGUGGACUACAUUUUGGAUUUUGAGCUCACUCCCAGCUAUUACUACACGACCAUCACCUUGUCGGUCACUUUCCUUUUUGGUUACAACUCUGGCCUCUACCUGCUGACGGCCAUCAGCGUGGAGAGGUGCCUUUCGGUCCUAUACCCCAUCUGGUAUCGGUGCCAUCGCCCCAAGCACCAGUCAGCCUGCGUCUGUGCCCUCCUGUGGGCACUCUCUUGCCUCGUGACUGUCACAGAGUACGCUGUGUGCAUCACCCACUCACAGAGGGGCUUCUAUGGGCACUGCCAAGCCGUGCUAAUCUUCAUUGUCAUCCUCAACUUCUUGGUCUUCAUGCCACUCAUGUUGGUGUCCAGCCUCAUCCUGGUGGUGAAGAUCCGCAGGAACACACGGGCGCCCCACAGCUCCAAGCUCUACAUCAUCAUCAUUGUCUCCAUCAUCGUCUUCCUCAUCUUCGCCUUGCCCCCAAGGCUUCUGUACCUGCUCAACUUCCGGGACUGGUCCACAUUUGGGUAUUUGCACCACAUGUCCCUGCUCUUCUCCACCAUCAACAGCAGCGCCAACCCUUUCAUCUACUUCUUCGUGGGUAGCAGCAAGAAGAGGCGGUUCAAGGAGUCCUUGAAGGUGGUCCUGACCCGGGCUUUCAAGGACGAGACCCAGCCCCAGCGCCAGGUAGACAGAGGCCAUGUGGCCAUGAUUGAGACCAUCGUCUGAGCCUGAGGAAGGGAGCCAGGGGCUUGGAUCAGGGACCCCAAGCACGCCAGACUGGUGCUGAGAGGAGCAGGGAGGUGCUCCUCACCCCAGGACCAGAUACCUCAUCCCACACGCAUGUGACCUGAAUCCCGCCAUGGGCUUGUUGGUGUGCUGUGUGCCCAGACAGUGCUGCAUGCCCGGACCCCUGGCUGGUUUCUGGACCAAUCACAAAACCCUUCCUGUGCCUCACUGACUCUCCCAGCUUGCUUUCCCAUGGACGAGCACACCGCCUCCUACAGAAAGGCUUCCGGAUGUGUCCCAGGAGUGUGAGAAGGUGUGAUGCAGUGCCAAGAACGAAGGUUUGGGAUCACCUCCAGGACCACACGUGUGGAAUUUCACAUCCUCACUUUGACGGUGGCUGUGAGAUACCCCCCACCCGUGUGUCCGGAGUGGACACAGAAGCCCUUGGCAUGUGUCAAUGCUGAAUAAAUGUCUCUUGCCACUCCCUGACGUGAAACAUGAGCUACCUGGUUCUGGUUUGAAGCAUUUCCCGGUGCGGGUACAUGCAUGGCUCCCGUGGGUCCUCUGUCUUGAAGGUUGGUUGGUGGUGACGAGGCAGAGGCAUGGAAAGAUCCCUGAAGAGUGACUCCUGCAGCUCCUCCCCCCCCACACACACCAGUCUCAGAGUGCUCUGUGGUAGUUAAAUCCAUUUGGGACCCCUUUUGCUUGGUAGAGAAUUAGGAGUGGUCCCCAGGCUGCAGUCCUGCUGAGGAACUGCUCCUUGGAAAUGCCGUUCCUUCGCAUUCUGGGGUCAGGACGUGUUAUUCUAUCCUACAAAUCUCUCUUCUCUGGAUUCCAGGGGAUUUUUCUGGAGUUUCUGAGACCAGGAGUGAAAUGUUCAUACCUGAAGAUUCUUGUUAGAUUUUCAGGAUAAAUUCUCACAUAUGGCUUCUGAGUACAGCACAAAUAAACUCUACUUGCUAAUAAGCUUAAAAUAAAAAAAGCCCAGAACGUUCCUAAUACUGGGUUGAUUAGCACUUGCAAGCUCUGUGUAUCUCUGUCGGAAACCAGGAACAUAAGUCGAUGUGAAGGUGUGGAAUAAAUAUUUCAGGAUUGUAUUAAUGCGAACGCCAUGGUCAUGCUGACUUCCUGAUGUGUGCUUUUGAUCUGAGCGUGCCCUUUAGACCUGGGCAGAAAGCUCCAAACAGUCCGAAACCCCAUUAAACAAGAAUGGAACAAGAAAAGAUCAUUAAAAGCCCUGCAGGCUCAUUAGCUCCUUGGAGCCGCUUGGCAGUCUAUGGGGAAAGCAGACAGUGAGCAGCCCUGGCACUCCCGCGGGCGGGGCUCAGCGGCCGGGCACCCCACCGCUCUGCAGAGGGAAUGGCAGGGCGUCUGGGAACUUCGGAGGAUUUCACCCCUCCCUAACCUCCCCCUUUAUUCCUCUCCUCUCCUCUCCUCUCCUCUC